ACGCUGCUGAGCCAGCGAGCGGUUGGGUGAACGGGGACCAGGCCAUGGAGAGCCGAAUCCAGAGAGUUCGCGACGCGUUCGCGUCCGGCCGGUCGCGCCCGCUGAGGUUCCGGCUGCAGCAGCUCGAGGCCCUGCGCAGGAUGGUACGCGAGCGCGAGGACAUCCUGCAGGCCAUCGGCGCCGAUCUGUGCAAGAGUGAAUUCAACGCGUACAGUCAGGAAGUCAUUACCAUUCUUGGCGAACUGGAUCUUGUGCUGGAGAAUCUUCCUGAAUGGGUUACUGCCACGCCAGCCAAGAAGAACUUGCUGACCAUGCUGGACGAGGCCUAUGUCCAGCCAGAGCCCCUGGGAGUCGUACUCAUCAUCGGAGCUUGGAGCUACCCCUUUGUUCUCACCAUUCAGCCUCUGAUUGGAGCCAUUGCUGCAGGAAAUGCUGUCAUUAUCAAGCCUUCUGAACUAAGUGAAAAAACAGCUCAGCUCUUGGCCAAACUCCUUGCGCAGUAUUUGGACCAGGAAUUGUAUGCCGUGAUUAACGGUGGCAUCCCUGAAACCACGGAGCUCCUGAAACAGCGGUUUGACCACAUCCUCUAUACGGGGAACACGGCUGUUGGGAGGAUUGUCGUGGAAGCCGCUGCCAAGCACUUGACCCCCGUGACGCUUGAGCUGGGAGGCAAGAGCCCGUGUUACAUCGACACAGUGGACCUGGAUGUUGCCUGCCGGCGCAUAACUUGGGGGAAAUACAUGAAUUGUGGCCAAACCUGCAUUGCUCCUGACUAUGUCCUCUGUGAACCGUCCCUCCAGCAUCAAAUUGUGCAGAAGAUUAAGGAAACCGUGAAGGAAUUUUAUGGUGAAAAUAUAAAAGAAUCUCCCGAUUAUGAGAGGAUCAUCAACCUUCGUCAUUUUAAGAGGAUACUAAAUUUGCUGGAAGGACAGAAGAUCGCUUUCGGUGGGGAGACCGAAGAGGCCACACGCUACGUAGCCCCAACGAUCCUUACUGACGUAGAUCCUGAAGCCAGGGUGACGCAAGAAGAAAUUUUCGGGCCCAUUCUUCCCAUCGUGCCUGUGAAGAAUGCCGACGAGGCCAUAAAGUUCAUCAACCGCCGUGAAAAGCCACUGGCCUUCUACAUCUUUUCUCACAAUGAUAAGCUCGUCAGACGGAUGACCGACGGCACGUCCAGCGGCGGCGCCACGGCCAACGACGUCAUCAUGCACUUCACCCUCAGCUCGCUGCCCUUUGGGGUAGGUUCUAGCGGAAUGGGAGCUUACCAUGGGAAGUACAGUUUUGAUACCUUCUCUCACCAGCAGCCCUGUCUGCUGAAGAGUUUAAAGAGGGAAGGUGCUAACAAGCUCAGGUAUCCUCCCAACAGCCAGUCAAAGGUGGAUUGGGCAAAAUUCUUCAUCCUGAAGCGCUUCAACAGAGGAAAACUCGGCCUGCUGUUGCUGGCUCUCCUGGGCGUUGUGGCGGCCGUGCUGCUCAAGAAACACAAGGCUGUGCUGAGGAGAAAGGCCCUGUUGAUUUUUCUCGCAGCUCAGACUGCGUUGUCCCGUAAGCAGUGACGACCACAGAUCCCACGGCCCAGCUCUGUCUUUAAGAGUGAGGCCAGAUACUACUGAAGAAAGAUCCUAUUCAAACUCCUGGUUGCCUCUACCGAAUUGUUCCUCUGUUAAACAGUUAAUGAACCAGUCAUUUUAAAAUCCUACCAAAAAUAGUAAGGAAGUAACGCAAAUGCAUCUGAAUCAACCGUCAAAGUCAUUGGUGUGCCCCGUGGAGAAAACCUGCCAUCUCAGCCAAACCCCAGCCUUCUCCUCUGUGGAGUGGGGGACGCACUCCGAGAAUGCAUUUUACAUGGGUUACCCAGACCUUAGAGCUUGAGUCUAGGGGAGGCGAACGUGUUAGGCUAAACCCUUGGGACAUGUAAAGGAGUCUUGGAACCUGCUGAGUGACUUCUUCACUCCAGUUCUUGGGACACAAGACACCCUGCCCAGGGUUAUCCACAGCCCUCCGUGUCCAGAGAGGUGAGGCUAGACCUUCCAGCUCUGCUUGAGUUUUGAGGCAC
Molecule: messenger RNA, 2056 nt
Organism: Mustela erminea (ermine)
Lineage: Eukaryota; Metazoa; Chordata; Mammalia; Carnivora; Mustelidae
Product: aldehyde dehydrogenase family 3 member A2-like
Biological process (GO): aldehyde metabolic process
Cellular component (GO): cytoplasm
Molecular function (GO): aldehyde dehydrogenase (NAD+) activity
Source: RefSeq, a predicted model, not a curated record